AUGGGCGAGGCCUUCGCUCGGCACGAAAGGGACAUGUCGGACGCUCGAGACGCAGUUUUCGAGCUGCUGGUUGAAGAGGUCUGGAAAGUGGCGAUGAGGUCACAACACUAUCUAACAUUGCAGUACCUAGACAAGCCGUGCGAGUCAGCGUGGAUGUCGCUGUACAUGUCUGGUUACGACAGAAACUUUUUAAAUACAACCAGCUUAACGAGAACUGCGUUUUCACAGCUUCUUGUCCGGUUCUCGCGGUUCUACCGCAUUCGGCCUCCAAGCUGUCAAGGCCGGCCUCCUAAGCUACAAUACCACCACCAAGUGCUUGGCCUCGUCAUGAGCUUCUACGUGGGUUCAAUGGAGAAUAGCACGUUGUCGCUGUUGUUUGGUUUGCCGCCAGCAACCCUUGCUCGUACACUAAGAAGCGCAGAGAAGGCGUUAGCAGCUACUCUGCAAAACUACAAACACAGCAGCAAGUUCACGCCUUCGAGAGCCACCCGGCGUUCGACAGCCACUCAAACACGGAAGAUUGAAUGUCUUGAAGUCGUGUUGGCGCCAACACGACUUCAAGGCGCGAAAACAGCGCGCGUCACCUUCAAGACACCGAUCUGA
Messenger RNA from Phytophthora nicotianae INRA-310, 603 nucleotides. RefSeq lists its product as hypothetical. The record is from RefSeq and is a predicted model, not a curated record. The transcript is spliced from 2 exons. The coding region runs from base 1 to 603 and encodes 200 amino acids. NCBI's taxonomy places the organism in Eukaryota, Oomycota, Peronosporomycetes, Peronosporales, Peronosporaceae.